Messenger RNA from Cajanus cajan (pigeon pea), 1074 nucleotides. NCBI's taxonomy places the organism in Eukaryota, Viridiplantae, Streptophyta, Magnoliopsida, Fabales, Fabaceae. The record is from RefSeq and is a predicted model, not a curated record.
UAUAGGAAUAUGAGUGGAGAAUAUGGACACAAAUUGAUGGAAGCAAAGGAAGAAGAAGAAGUGGUGCUAAACUCUGGCCACAGCAUGCCUAUGCUUGGCUUUGGCACUGCAGCUGUGCCCCUCCCUCCGCAUGAUGAGCUCGUCUCUGUGUUCAUAGCUGCCAUUGAAGCUGGCUACCGUCAUUUUGACACUGCAACUCUCUAUGGUUCUGAGGAUGCCCUUGGCCUAGCUCUCGCACAUGCACAACGCCAAGGUCUUAUUCACAAUCGUGGUGAGGUUUUUGUCACAACCAAGCUGUGGUGUUCUGAUGCACAUCCUGGCCUUGUCCUCCCAGCACUCAAGAAAUCACUUAAGAAGUUGGGACUUGAGUAUGUGGAUCUUUACCUAAUCCAUUUUCCGGUGAGGUUGAGACAUGGAAUUGGAGGAAAUAUUUCCAAAGGAGACGUGCUUCCUUUUGACAUAAAAGGGACAUGGGAAGCCAUGGAAGAGUGCUCUAAAUUAGGCUUAACCAAGUCUAUUGGUGUCAGCAAUUUUGGAGCAAGAAAGCUUUCUGAGCUUCUGCAGAAUGCAACUAUUACCCCUGCUGUUAAUCAGGUUGAAAUGAAUGUAGCAUGGCAGCAGAGAAACCUGAGAAAGUUCUGCCAAGAGAAAGGAAUUCAUGUGAGUGCGUGGUCCCCUUUGGGAGCUAAUGGUGCUUCGUGGGGUUCCCUUGCUGUAAUGGAGAGUCCAGUCCUUAAACACAUUGCAACAACAACAGGCAAGACUGUGCCACAGAUUGCAUUGAGAUGGAUAUUGGAACAAGGGGUCUCUUCUGUAGUGAAGAGCUUCAACAAAGUAAGAAUGAAAGAAAAUCUUCAAAUAUUUGAUUGGAAGCUGAGUGAGUCUGAUCUGGUGAAGAUCAAGCAAAUUCCACAGUUUAGAGCCUUCUUAGCAAGAGAAUUUGUAUCUGAAGAUGGACCCUACAAAUCCUUGGAUGAUUUUUGGGAUGGCGAGAUAUGAUUUUUGAGGAUAAAAAUUUUGGAUUAGUAGGGAAGUUUUACAAGUAAGAAUCAAAAUAUUAUAAGAAUCGAAGUA